Pelobates fuscus (common spadefoot toad) is the source of this 2751-nucleotide messenger RNA. RefSeq names its product Rho GTPase activating protein 25 (gene ARHGAP25). The record is from RefSeq and is a predicted model, not a curated record. Gene Ontology annotation, molecular function: GTPase activator activity. The transcript is spliced from 11 exons. Gene Ontology annotation, cellular component: phagocytic cup. NCBI's taxonomy places the organism in Eukaryota, Metazoa, Chordata, Amphibia, Anura, Pelobatidae. The coding region runs from base 269 to 2245 and encodes 658 amino acids. Gene Ontology annotation, biological process: signal transduction; activation of GTPase activity; actin filament organization.
CAGGAGUGUCAAGUUUGCUGUAAGCUGGUGCUCCCAGAUGGAGAAAUACAACCAAUUAUAAAGACUGACUGUCUGGCACUUCACCACUUUCUUGGCAAACUGAGGGGAACAGAAUACGUUGAAUUGGGGACUUUGAGCACCCAGACCAUGUGAAGCAACAGGAAGAGAACAGGUUUAUAUAUGAAGUCAUCUACAUGGUAAUCUGGUGGCAAGGCAGCGCCUGAGAAAGACAUUUUACAGAGACAUCAUUAGCAGAUCAUCCAACAAAAUGUCACUGAAAUUGCCGCGGGACUGGGAUUUCAUCCUGAAACCAGAUUUGGGGAAAAUAGCCCGAUCGGUCAGUAUGAUGUCCGGUGACCAGACAACUUUAUCUAACCGUAUACACAUUGCUAACCCCCUGGAGAAGCCGGUGAAGUGUGGAGUUUUAAAAAAGCAACAAAAAUCAAUAGUCAAGAGUUGGCAGCAGAAAUUCUUUUCACUGAAAGGACAGAUGCUAUUUUACUUCAAGGAUGAGGCUGACAGCAAAUAUCAGGGAUUUAUGUACUUACCGGGGAGCCGAGUCACAGAGUUUUCUUAUAGCCCAGAUGAUGCUGUGAAGUUUACUUUUGAGAUUAUUCCAGGAGCAUCUAUGGAUCAAUGCAAAUCUGAGCCCUACGUCCUGAUGGCUACUACACAGGCCGAGAUGGAGGAUUGGGUAAAAGCUAUUAGGAAAGCUGCAGGAUUCGUAUCUGGAGCUGUGUUUGGUCAACGAUUGGUGGACACCAUCGCUUAUGAGAAGAAAUUUGGAAGACAUUUAAUUCCUAUAUUAGUGGAAAAAUGUGCAGACUUUAUUCUAGAGAAAGGUCUCGGUGAAGAAGGCGUAUUCCGUCUUCCCGGCCAGGAUAACCUGGUCAAACAGCUAAAGGAAGCUUUUGAUGCUGGAGAGAGGCCAUCAUUUAGCAGAGAUACAGAUGUCCACACUGUGGCAUCAUUAUUUAAAAUGUACCUACGGGAAUUGCCAGAGCCAGUCGUCCCAUGGUGUCAGUUUGAAGAUUUUCUUGGCAGUGAAAGAAUGAUCAACAUUGAUGAAAAAAAGGGUCACAAACAACUAAUGAAACAAAUUAAGCUCCUUCCUAAAGAGAACUACAAUCUACUGAGCUUCAUAUGCAGAUUUUUAUACGAAGUACAAAAACAUUCCAGCGUAAAUAAGAUGAGUGUGGACAACCUUGCCAUGGUGAUAGGAGUGAACCUUAUGAAGCCAAAAACAGAGGAUCCAGUAGCCAUAAUGCAAAGUACUCCUCAGAUCCAGAAGCUCAUGACAGUGAUGAUCAGCUACCAUGAAAAGUUCUUCCCCAAAACCAAUGAUUUGCCAGCUGAACCUGCACCCCAGAAGAAUGACUGCAAAAAGUUACAGGUCCCACGGAGUUCUGUGGGAUGGGAAACAUCUGAAGAGACUGUGUCACCUGGAGAAGUCCUCCCCAAAACACAAACGAAAGAUGUGAGUAACUCUCGUGGUUCAUCUAGCUCAGAAGAUGGCAUAACAGCCCUGGAAGAGGGAUCAUUGUUAAAGAAUAAAAAUGGGUCAUGGAAAGCUGUUCCAAGAAAACGAACUCAAACUUUACCCAAUGCAAAGUUCAAUACUGCAAGCAAGCAGUUAGACAGCACUGCUGAUGAACUUAAAUCUGAAAUAUUCCGUGGAGACUUUUGGAUGUCCCCUGUAUCAUCCAAUGGGCACCAGGCUUGCGGUUUGCCUUCUACUGGACACAAGAGAACUCUGUCAGAAGAUUUAAAGUGCCAACGUAAAUCAACCUAUGAUAAUGUUCCAUGUCCACAGGGUGACAGUGGGAAUAGACCAAUAUCCAAUCCAGCAGACUUGUGUGAAAAUAGCUGUGAAGCUCAGCAACUUCAACAGCAAACAAUGACCUAUCCAAAACAUUGUUUAAAAAGCCCCGGAGCUGAGAGCAAGGGCUGCAAAAACUAUGCCAUAUUGCCCAAUUUAACUGAACAUCAUAUAGAAGCAGACCUUGAAAAGAAACAACUUGAAGAACAAAUAAAAAGUCUACAGGAAGACAAUUAUGAGGCAUGGAAAAAAGUGGUGAAAUUAAACGAGGAACUGGAGAAAGAAAAGAAUAAACGUAUGGCCCUGGAAAUAGCCCUGCAGAAUGUCGAACGGUCUCGAGAUGAUGCUGAAAAAAGGAACAAGCUCCUUGAGAAAGAAAUCCAGGGAUUUGUAAAAGCCAUGAGUGCUUCUAAUAAUGGUCCAUGAAAAAAGACAGUGUGGAGUAACCAUGGAGUCUUGCAGACUCUAAGCGAGAUCUAGUUGAAAGAAAUCUUUUAUGGAUUUUGGAGUAUAUUCUGAAAUAUAACACACAUUCAUGAUUAGUUAUUUCAGAUCAUUUUGUGGUAAAUAGAACUUGUAGGCAACAUCUGCAAAUGUCAAAUUGUCUCCAAAACCUACGACUUAUUUCAUGACGUGACCUUCUACCGUAACAUAGGUUUCUGAAAAUAAGUCUACAUACAAUACUAUAAAAGAGUAAAUCACAGAAGGCAAGUAUGGAAGAUCUAUUUACAUUUCUCUUUAGAAGAGAACCUAGAAAAAGAUUCUUCUACUGUUGGACUUAAAUCGAAGCUGUAAUCUGAUGGAAAUAAACUGUAAAAUACAUACUUUCUCGAAUGAUGAAAGAAAAAAAACUUUUUGUAACUUUUAUACAUAUUUCACAUAUUCUACAUGCUUUUUAAAUAAAUUGACAUUAUGCGUUAUUGCCUCUUCAA